GCGGUGUGGUCAGCCAAGUAGCAGCGUCCCCUCUGAGCAGGAGACUCACCUGUGAACUGACCUGGCGCUUGUGCGGCCCUGCCCAGUAACGCCUACGUAUGCCUAAGAACCCCUGUGCCAAGCCAUCAGCCUAGCUGACCCCAGGAGCGACCGACACUGGGCAGGACCUGCAGGGACCCCCCACAUCACCACAGACGUCAGACGUCACCAGGAUGUCGUAUUUUGGGGAGCAUUUUUGGGGUGAGAAAAACCAUGGCUUUGAAGUCCUGUAUCACAGUGUGAAGCAGGGUCCCAUCUCCACCAAAGAGCUGGCCGACUUCAUCCGGGAGAGGGCCACCGUGGAGGAGGCCUACUCCAAGGCCAUGGCCAAACUCUCGAAGCUGGCCAGCAAUGGGACCCCCAUGGGGACCUUUGCCCCACUCUGGGAGGUCUUCCGAGUCUCCUCCGACAAGCUGGCUCUGUGCCACCUGGAGCUCACGCGGAAGCUGCAGGACCUCAUCAAGGAUGUGCUCCGCUACGGCGAGGAGCAGCUCAAAUCCCACAAGAAGUGUAAGGAGGAGGUGCUGGGCACGCUGGACGCGGUGCACGUGCUGGCCGGCGUCAGCCAGCUGCUGCCCAAGUGCCGCGAGAACUACCUGAGCCGCUGCAUGGACCAGGAGCGCCUGCGCCGGGAGAGCACCAGUCAGAAGGAGAUGGACAAGGCAGAAGCCAAAACCAAGAAAGCAGCCGAGGGACUGCGGCGCUCGGUGGAGAAGUACAACUCGGCCCGGACAGACUUUGAGCACAAGAUGCUGGACUCAGCUAUGCGUUUCCAAGCCUUGGAGGAGACGCACCUGCGGCACAUGAAGGCACUGCUGGGCUCCUACGCACACUCGGUGGAGGACACACACGUGCAGAUUGGGCAGGUGCACGAGGAGUUCAAGCAGAACAUUGAGAACGUCAGCGUGGAGAUGCUGCUCCGGACGUUUGCUGAGAGCAAGGGCACCGGUCGGGAGAAGCCGGGGCCUCUGGACUUCGAGGCGUAUCGUGCAGCUACCCUACAGGAAGCAAUGAAGCGGCUGCGGGGAGCCAAGGCCUUCCGCCUCCCUGGCCUCAGCCGGCGGGAGCGAGAGCUGCCUGCAGCUGUAGACUUCCUGGAGCCCAACUCAGGGAUGUGUCCAGAGGUGGACGAAGAGGGGUUCACAGUCCGGCCUGAUAUGACCCAGAACAGCACGGCCGAGCCUUCUCGCUUCUCAUCCAGCGACUCGGACUUUGACGACGAGGAGCCCCGGAAGUUCUACGUGCAUAUCAAGCCUGCUCCACCCCGGGCCCCGGCCUGCAGCUCCGAGGCCUCCGUGGCGCAGCUCAGGGCCACGGCCGGCAGCCUCAUCCUUCCUCCCGGCCCCGGGGGCACCAUGAAGCGCCACUCUUCCCGGGACACCGCUGGCAAGCCGCAGAGGCCUCGGUCAGCCCCGAGGGCCAGCAGCUGCACGGAGAAGCCGCUGUCCUCUGACGAGCAGGUGUCCAAGAGCCUCUUUGGGCCACCGCUGGAGUCGGCCUUGGACCACGAAGACUUCACCGGCUCCAGCAGCCUUGGCUUCACCUCCAGCCCCUCCCCGUUCUCCUCCUCAUCCCCCGAAAAUGUGGAGGACUCUGGCCUGGACUCUCCCUCACACGCCGCGCCCGGCCCCCCCAGAGCCCUGGGUCCCCCGCCCGGGCACCCCCCAGAGCCCACCCAGCUGCAGGCCACAGCCCCCAGAACCCAGGGGCACCUGGAGUCUGCCGCGGCCAGACUCCCCACAGCCCCUCAUGCCAUCGCCAGGCGCCUGGGGGCUGGAGGCUGCAGACCCGACGCCGGGCGACCCUGCGGCGGCGCCCCGGAGAGCCCGCACGCGGAAGGUGGCCUGCCCCUUGGCCCGCAGCCACGGAGACCUGGAGUCUCCCGGGGCCCCAGCCCGGUGGUGCUGGGCUCCCAGGACGCCCUGCCGGUGGCCACCGCCUUCACCGAGUACGUCCACGCCUACUUCUGCGGCCACAGCCCCAGCUGCCUGGCUCGCGUGACCGGGGAGCUGACCAUGACCUUCCCCGCGGGCAUCGUGCGCGUGUUCGGCGGGAGCCCGCCGCCGCCCGUGCUCAGCUUCCGGCUGGUGCACACGGCGCCCGUGGAGCAGUUCCAGCCCAACGCCGACCUGCUCUUCAGUGACCCCUCCCAGAGCGACCCGGAGACCAGAGACUUCUGGCUCAACAUGGCGGCGCUGACCGAGGCUCUGCAGCGCCAGGCCGAGCAAAACCCGGCCGCCUCCUACUACAACGUGGUGCUGCUGCGCUACCAGUUCUCCCGCCCCGGGCCGCAGUCGGUGCCUCUGCAGCUCAGCGCGCGCUGGCAGUGCGGGCCGGGCCUCACGCAGGUGCAGGUGGAUUAUGGCUACCGCACAGGAGCCACGGCGGUGGCCACGCCGCUCACCAACGUCCAGAUCCUGCUGCCCGUGGCGGAGCCCGUGACCAACGUACGCCUGCAGCCGGCCGCCACGUGGAGCCUGGAGGAGAAGCGGUUCGCCUGGAAGCUCCCGGACGUGUCGGAGGCGGGGGGCUCCGGCCGCCUCUCCGCCAGCUGGGAGCCGCUGUCGGGGCCCAGCGCCCCCAGCCCCGUGGCCGCGCAGUUCACCAGCGAGGGUGCCACGCUGUCAGGCGUGGACGUGCAGCUGGUGGGCAGCGGCUACCGCAUGUCCCUGGUGAAGAGAAGGUUCGCGACAGGUAUCCACCGCCCUCGACGGGGGGAGGGGGGGACCCGCCGGUCCCACCGGCCUCAGGCGCUCCGCACAGCCGGUACCUCGGGCGGGCAGGUGAGGGGCUCGGGCUCGCGCGGCAGACUGGAGAGGGAGGGGCGUGGCCGGGAGAGGGCGGGCCGAGGCUUGGAUUGGGUACAGCCCCUGGCGGGCGUGGCCUGA
Molecule: messenger RNA, 2927 nt
Organism: Dipodomys ordii (Ord's kangaroo rat)
Lineage: Eukaryota; Metazoa; Chordata; Mammalia; Rodentia; Heteromyidae
Gene: Fcho1
Product: FCH domain only 1
Biological process (GO): clathrin-dependent endocytosis; clathrin coat assembly
Cellular component (GO): clathrin-coated pit; clathrin-coated vesicle; plasma membrane
Source: RefSeq, a predicted model, not a curated record